AUGUGGGAAGAAUCCACGCGGGGGGGACGGGAGGGGCAGCCGGACGAGUCCCCCCGGUCAAAAGAGCAAGACCGGUACGGCGAAGGCGGCGAUAACAGGACGUCGGCCGCGGCCGCGGCGAGGAAGAGCGCGGACAAGAUCAGAUGCCUCGAUGGCCUCCGCGGAGUUGCCUGCCUCCUCGUCUUCAACUACCACUUCCUGUGGCCGUGGACGCCUGCCAUUAUGCUUGGCUACGGGGCCAUGCCCCCCGGGUCCCCCGAGCCCUACUUCGAGCGGUCAUCCUUGCCCAUUCUGUGUCUUCUGCAGCGCGGACGCCCAAUGGUGGCCAUCUUCUUUGCUAUUUCGGGCUAUGUCCUUUGCCGCCACAUCCUGAGGGCCAUCCACGAGCGACGCCUCGAGGCCGCGUACCAGGGUCUCGCGUCCUCCGUCUUCCGACGUGUGUUCCGCCUGUACAUCCCCCCCACCAUCAGCAUGUUCCUGGUGGCCGUGCUCGCCCAGAUGGGCGCCUUCCGCUCCGAGCAUGACAUCUACAAGGGCCCCGACUCGAGAUACAUCAACGGCACUGUGACGGUGGCUCAUCUCAACAAGACCUGUGCCAACGGGACGCAUGCAGUCGAGGGAGCCCUCGGCAUCGCGAGGUACAUGGGGCUGACGACCCCGGCGUUCUUGGGUAAUGUCACGAACAACGAGACCAGCACACUCUGCGUGAACGCCACAUCCCGGCUCUUCAUGCCCCCGAUGUUGUAUCGGCUGGCCGACGACAUCGCGGCAAAGGCCAAGGCGGCGAAUGAAACCAAAGGACUGAACGGGACGGUCAUCAACAUCACCAUGACGGACGCGCCCACGAUGUCCUAUCACGACCUCCUCCACUUGAACGCCAAGCCCGUGGUCCUGGACGAUAACAAGACCCCGCCCAACGCCACCGAACCGCCGCAAUUCUCUUGGGUCCAGCUCGGCGGCUCGUGGGAAGAGCACCCGUUGAUCCACGACAACAUCACCUACGCCCUCUCAAACUUCACAAGGGCCUACGUCGAGUGGGCCAACCCGUUCAACUUCGGCCACUACCACACCCGCUACGACCCCCACACCUUCACGAUUCCAAUGGAGCUCCGCGGCUCCAUGUUCAUCUACCUCUUCCUCAUGGGCACCGCGGCCCUGAAGGCCAAGUGGCGCUUCCGCCUCGGCAGCCUCCUCUCCGCCUACAGCCUCAUCUUUGGACGGUGGGACAUGGCCAUCUUCAUGGGCGGCUUGCUGCUCUCGGAGGCGGACAUCAGGCGGGCCGACGACCGGGGGCUAGCACCGCCGGCGACGAGCAGCAGCAGCAGCAGCAGGAACGGCCGCCAAACCGGCCCCGGACAAUCGGCGCUGAGCUCCGGCGGGGCCCGCUGGGCCGUCCUCUUCGUCGCCCUCUACCUCCUCUCGUACCCCGACGCCGGCGCCGAGUGGACGCCGGGUUUCGCGUUCCUGUCGUCCCUCGUGCCGAGGUACUACAUCCCGCUGUCGGGCUGGAUGUUCUACCAGGCGAUGGGGGCCCUCCUGCUGCUCCCUUGCGUCCUGCACAGCCCGCUGCUCCGCGGCCUCCUCGAGGCGCGUGUCGCGCAGUACCUCGGCAAGAUCAGCUUCUCCUUCUACCUCGUCCACGGCCCCGUGCUGCACAGCCUGGGCUUCUGGAUCAUGCCGAGGCUCUUCGAGCAGCUCGGCCGGAACGCGGGGCUCGUCGUCGGCUGGGUCAUCCUGCUGGGCGUUUCGCUGUAUCUAUCGGACUGGUGGUACAGGAAGAUUGAUGCCUGGAGUGCCACUGUCGGGAGGAAGGUAGAGAAGAUGAUGAAGGACUGA
Colletotrichum graminicola M1.001 is the source of this 1836-nucleotide messenger RNA. RefSeq lists its product as uncharacterized. Gene Ontology annotation, cellular component: membrane. The transcript has a single exon. Gene Ontology annotation, molecular function: acyltransferase activity, transferring groups other than amino-acyl groups. Bases 1 to 1836 code for a protein of 611 amino acids. The record is from RefSeq and is a predicted model, not a curated record. Lineage: Eukaryota; Fungi; Ascomycota; Sordariomycetes; Glomerellales; Glomerellaceae. Gene Ontology annotation, biological process: polysaccharide biosynthetic process.